Messenger RNA from Oncorhynchus masou masou (cherry salmon), 2959 nucleotides. Its product is annotated as Bardet-Biedl syndrome 4 protein-like. Gene Ontology annotation, cellular component: ciliary basal body. Gene Ontology annotation, biological process: protein localization to cilium; cilium assembly. The coding region runs from base 523 to 2004 and encodes 493 amino acids. Gene Ontology annotation, molecular function: protein binding. NCBI's taxonomy places the organism in Eukaryota, Metazoa, Chordata, Actinopteri, Salmoniformes, Salmonidae. The transcript is spliced from 15 exons. The record is from RefSeq and is a predicted model, not a curated record.
CCUCCUCAAAAUCUGCCCAGCUUUAGUAAGAGUGGACUUAAAGUGCCACAGGGCUGCAGCUGAAACCCAGAGACAAGAAUAUUAUUGCUGUCUCGGCAGGAGCCAAAGCGGAUUAAGCCCACAAAUAAGGCCACUCCAAAUCUGAUGCGGCAAAUAUGAGAGGAGGGAUGCCGUCUCCAUGCACUGCAGUCUACCACUCAGCGAACAGGGGAAAGGGGAAGGCUUUCUCUGUGGGGUUAGAGUGGGCUUCCAGUCGAGGUUCUUGCUCUGAGACACUGGAGCUCCGACUUAACAAUCGGCGAGAUAAAACAGAGGGGAGCUUUGGUGUAAAUCACAGUUUUUCCACAGGCACUAACCGAACAACAUCCACCCAAUACCCUGUAGUGUCGUCUCAGGCAGCUUCAUUUCAUACAGCCAGUGUCCUACUGCUGCCUCACAGCUCCGGAACUUCCCAUUCUGGAGAGGAGGAAUUGGCUCAUCCACCUGCACUACAUCCGCAAAGACUAUGAGAUCUGCAAGGCAAUGAUCAAAGAGCAGCUACAGGAGACCCAGGGAAUGUGUGAAUAUGCCAUAUACGUACAAGCGCUAAUCUUGCGUCUGGAGGGGCAGAUCCAGCCAUCCCUGGAGCUGUUCCAGAGUUGUGCCAUCCUCAAUCCCACCAGCCCCGACAACCUCAAACAAGUGGCCCGAUCGCUUUUCCUGUUGGGGAAACACAAGGCAGCCAUUGAGGUUUAUCAGGAAGCUGGGAAGCUCAAUGAGAAAGACUGGGAGAUCAACCAUAAUCUGGGUGUAUGCUAUUCCUUCAUAAAAGACUUCCAAAAUUCUGAAGAGCAGUUGAAUGCAGCCCUGCGGUUGAAAAAACACGACAGGACAUUCAUGACACUGGGAAAGGUCCACUUGUUGGCGGGAGACACGGACAAAGCCAUCGAAGUGUACAAGAGUGCAGUGGAGUUCUCUCCAGAGAAUGCAGAGUUGCUGACCACUCUGGGGCUCCUGUAUCUGCAGUUGGGAAAAUACCAAAAAGCAUUUGAACAUCUCGGGAAUGCACUUACUUAUGACCCUAAUAACUAUAAGGCCAUCCUGGCAGCAGGCAGUAUGAUGCAGACCCAUGGGGACUUUGAUGUGGCCAUGAACAAGUACCGCGUGGCAGCGUGCAUGGUCCCCGAGAGCCCCCCGCUCUGGAACAACAUCGGCAUGUGCUUCUUUGGCAAGAAGAAAUAUGUAGCAGCCAUCAGCUGCUUGAAGCGGGCCCACUACCUGUCUCCGUUUGACUGGAAGGUACUGUACAACCUGGGCCUGGUGCACCUCACCAUGCAGCAGUAUGCCUCUGCCUUCCACUUCCUCAGCGCUGCCACCAACCUGCAGCCCCACCUGGGAGAACUCUACAUGCUACUAGCAGUUGCACUGACCAAUCUGGAGGACGUGGACAAUGCCAGGAGAUCCUAUGAACAAGCUGUGGCUUUAGACCAGUCCAACCCUCUGGUCAACCUGAACUUUGCCAUUCUGCUGUACAACCACGGGGACAAGAAGGGAGCCCUGCAACAGUACCAGGAGAUGGAAAGGAAAGUCAACAUACUGAAGGACAGCAACACUGAGUUUGACCCUGAGCUAAUGGACAUGGCUCAGAAGAUGGCCACUGCCUUGCAGGUGGGAGAGAGCCUGGAGUGGACCAAGCCGGUCAAAGACCCCAAGUCUAAGCAGCGCUCGGCUGGGGCCCCGAGUAAAACCCCUGGCAGCUCCCAGCAGCCCUUAGGCACCAACCAGGCCCUGGAGCAGGCCAUGUCCUCUGCCGCAGGCUACAACAAGAGCAUCUCACUCCCCACAGGAGUGUCCCCCCACAGCCAGCCCACGCCCCCCUCCCUGGCCUUGGAGGAGGAGCCUGAUGUGGAGACCACCCCCACCCGAGCCCCUCAGCCAGAAGAGUCAGACCCCUCCACCACCAUGCCCCCUCUGGCAGCCAAACCCAAAGUCAAGAAGAACAAGUUGAAGCAAGAGCUGAACUAGACGUCCCGUAUCCAGUCCACAGGCCAGUAGUGUAUCAUCACUCCCAGAAUGUCACUCAGCUUAUCUAGUCCAUAGGCCUGUAGUGUAUCAUCACUCCCAGAAUGUCACUCAGCUUAUCUAGUCCACAGGCCUGUAGUGUAUCAUCACUCCCAGAAUGUCACUCGGUCUCUAUCCGUUUUAGUUUUCAUCAAGAAUAGUUAGUCGAAGGCCACAAGGUGUUCACUAGCUUUUUGAUUUAGCUUACAAAGUGCUUUAUGUUGCUCUUUUCUUAAUGGUCUUACUUACCAAGGUGAGCCAGCCUAAUGACAGAGGUGUCAUAAUGAGUUGACCUCCUGAUCAUCAAAGGCCUUGACAUGAUCUCUUUUCAGUAGUUUCAGAUACUUCCUCUGUUCAACGUUCUCUAUCUGUCCGUGUCAAAUGCAGCAUAUGAUUUUUUUUACUAAGCCUUGGUCAGUGGCAGGUCUGGAUUAUUGUUUAUAAUGACACUAAAUAUAUAUUCCUCCAUUUUAAGUAACCUCUAAGAUAUGACAAUCAUGAAUGAGAUGAGGGAAAUAAAGAUUGUAGUGUUUUAUACCUAAUAUAUGGAUUUAUCAAAGGCCUUUUUUUAAACUAUUGUUGAAUUUUAAGAUGUUUAUAAAUGAUGAUGUUUGACAGAAUAGAUGUGUAUUUAUUGUUGCAAAAUCCAAAGUGCCGUGAAGGUGAUUGAUAGUGUUCUGCUCUUUAUUUUAGUCAGAGUAGUGUUAGGCUGAAUGCGACACGGUUGGUUGGGUGAACCAUGCUCGCGUGAUGAGUAGCCUUGUCUGAGACUAAAGACUUUACUUAGCUCCCCAAGCUAAGGCCUAGACGUUUAGCUCAGCGGCUAACAGUUGUGGCACGCAGAAGACUUGUGUAAGUGUGUGUGAACAUGCAUGUAAUAUACAGGUAACUGACUAAAUAAACGAUAUAUCAAAUUAAA